AAUUCUUCCAUUUUUGUGCGAUGCGAUCAUUCACCACCGUCGUGGAGGAGGUAGUUCCUCUCUCAAAUUCUAAGUCAAUUCGAAGCUCGAAAAGUUAAAAAUGAAGAGAAAAUAUUGUGGGUCCUUGAUUUUUCUGCUUCUUUUUCACUUGCAAAUCCAUUUCUCCUCUGGAAAAAAUGCUAGAGUAUGUGUUUCUAAAGGUGGUCGCUUUCCGCCGUAUUCAUCGGAAGGGAAACCUCCAAAAAAGGUAGGCAAGGGUGCCAGAGAUUUGACCCUUUGUAGGCUGUUUCACAAAAAGACUUGCUGCAAUGUAGCUCAGACGUAUCCUGCCUCCCUGUCUGUUAGGAGGCUGGCUUCAACAGGAGAAGCCAGCCAGGAGUGCUUGCAAUUAUGGGAAUUGUUGGAAUGUUCAAUUUGUGAUCCCCAAAUUGGUGUUCAGCCUGGGCCUCCUCUUAUAUGCGCCUCUUUUUGUGACAGAGUCUAUCACGCUUGUGCUAGUGCUUACUUCUCUAUGGAUGCAAAUAAACGGGUCAUAGCACCGUGUGGAGUAAAUGACUUUGUUUGUGGACAAGCUGCUGAAUGGGUCUCCAAUGGCACAGAGCUCUGCCAUGCUGCAGGUUUUGCUGUUAAGCUGUCUGAUGCAUAUGUUGGUGUAGAAGAGGUGUCUUGCUAUGGUGGUAGAGCCAGUCUCGAUUCUAUCUCCGAUUCAUGGAGGUCUCCACAAUCUGAGUUUACCCAGAAAGUUGAGAAUUUAGGGGUCGUGGAAGAUUUCCUGCAGUGGGUGCAGGAAAUGCAAUUUAGUGAAAAAGUUUCUUGGGCAGUAGGAGGUUUAGUUCUCACUGCAGGCCUCUUGUUUACGAGUAAAAGGAAGAGUCAUAGUCAGCGCCAAAAGCUUGCAGCUAUUCAAAGAGCAGCAAUAGCUGCAAGGAGACUGGAUGGCCGGAUGAGCCAGAAUUCUCCUGAUAGUUUAGUGACUAGGAAAGGAAUUCGAAGAUGAUAUUUUAAUUUACAGAUACAUUCUGGAAUAAGCUGCCCUGAUAUCUAGCUGGAAGCUAUCAAGAACUUGAACAACACAAUCUCAGGAUUGACUGAUGUAUAUUUGUUAAGCUUCGAUGAUUGAGGUGGGAAACAGAAAUUAGGAUUACAUGUGUCCUGCAGUUUUGCUAUAACAGUUGUCAAUGUGAACCUGUUGGUGUUUUGUAUAUAUAAAAAAUCUCUUAGUAUGAGAUAAACAAGUCUUUUUCA
Populus nigra (black poplar) is the source of this 1245-nucleotide messenger RNA. RefSeq names its product folate-binding protein 1-like. The record is from RefSeq and is a predicted model, not a curated record. The transcript has 5 exons. NCBI's taxonomy places the organism in Eukaryota, Viridiplantae, Streptophyta, Magnoliopsida, Malpighiales, Salicaceae. Bases 101 to 997 code for a protein of 298 amino acids.